UUCUUUUCAUACAUUGAACGCAAUGGACACCGUUAUGCAAGAUGUCUUAAAACAUAUCGGUUGGAACAGUGGGUUUCAUUUGCCUAUGGCAAACGAUGAAAACAAAGCUUUGGAGAGUGAAUUGGCGAAACUUGUGUUGAGAAAAGCGAAGGCAUCCAAACAAUAUGAAGAUGCGAACGAGAAAUUUAAUUCUCUGCAAAAUCACCUGAAAUACGUUCAACAAGAAUCACAACAAAAUCAGACAUUACUAAAUACUUAUUCGCAACAAGUUGAUAAUGAAAAACACAAGUUUAAAUUACUACUUGCUGAAAAGGAUACAUUAUCGGGUUUUAUGCGUAAACUAAUGAAAGACACAGCCGACGUCCAGGAAAGGCACGGCUUGAAAAUGGCAGACUUGUCUAAAGGAAUGGAAAAGCUCGAGAAAAUCCAAUCAGAAGUAACGUGGGACAAUGAGGCGAUGAAAGCAUGGGAAGAUUCAUUGAAGAAACGUGAUGAGGAUAAUGAAUAUCUUAAAAAGUUUUCGGUGGAAGAUCAAAGAAAAGCUAUUGAAAUGGAGGCUAAGCGCCAGAAUUUGCAGGUAGAAGUUAGCGAUAGAAAAGCUAUGCUAGCAAAAAUGGAUGUGGAUGUAAAAAAUUAUGAACAAAUAUUAUUGAGAACUGGUAAAAUAUUGAAACAAAUAAAAGAGGAGAGGAACUCUUUGAUCGUACAAUGGCAAGAGAGUGUUAAACAUCUGAAGCAGCGAGACCAAGACAUCAAACGCGUAAAUCGGGACAUGGAUAACAUGAAUGAAGUAAUAAAGCAGCAGCAAGAAAAACUCGAUGAAGAAAAUGAGUUUUUACAAAAUGAAAAAAACAAUAACAAGUUUAUGGACAUGCAAAUUAAUGAAGAUAAUCAACUAAAUUCCAAAUUGCGAAGAGAUUUAACAAUUGUUACAGACGAAGUGACUUUAUUACAAAAUGAGAUGAAUGCUAAGAAGAAGUUCGUCGAAAGUACUGCAAACAAUUUAGAAAAGAGCAAUUUGAGAAUUAAAGGUUUACGACAAGAUAUUGAUAAAAAGGAGCAACAUAUUGCAGUACUUGAACAAGAAAGAGAAGAAAUGACACAAAAGUUGGAAUCUCUUAAAGAUGAAUCAUUUGAUGCGACACAACGUGCUACAUAUUUCGAAAGUAUAAUUUCGAAAGCAGACAAGAAUAAGUAUUUGAUCGGUAUAGAAAUCGAAUCUGCCCAAAAUGCACUUUACAAAUUGGAACAGCAACUUGGCCAUUUAAAGGAAAUUGGUACAAUUAAACAUUCUGAACUAAUUGGUUGCGAGAAAUCUUUACAAGCGAUAAAAAAGAGACAACAGAAGGAAAACGAAUUGCUGAUACAGCAACGACAAAAACUAAGCAGCUUAGAAAUGAAGGUGGCUUGUUUGGAAGCUAAAUUAGGUAAUUUGGAAGGUGAAUCAUUGAUGGAAGAAGAUGUUAAAUUAUUAGAAGCUAAAAUGAAGGAACUUGAAAUUUCUUUCACUGAACAUACAGAGGAAAAACAUAUGCUGCACAAUCAAAUUUUAAAAUUGGAGAAAGAAUCCACGCGUUUAAUUCAAGCGAUUUCAAAUGACACCGAAAGACUGCAAUCGUUGAAAGACAAACUUCAAAGUUUCGUUUUGAUGUACGAAGGAGGCAUCAAACAAGCGGUGGCUGCAAAGUUAAGGCAUCAGCGUAAACAAGUUUCAGAAAAUGUGUUAAAGCUUAAAGUAGAUAAUCUGCAAAAUGCUAUGAAUAGAGAGGAUAAUGAAAUCUACAAUCUGCAAAAAUACAGAAUAGAAUUGCUAACUCUAAUGAAAGAACGACAAAUUGAAAUUCAAAGUAGUAAAGAGAUUCUGCUAGCUCAAAGAAAAAAUUUGGAUGAAGAUCGAGGUCGAUUGAAAGCAGAUAUAUCUCUGAGAAGAGUCAGAAUUGAGCAAUUACAGAACAUGUAUAUGCUGGUUCUUGGGUCUUUGGGCUCUCUGGGCAGUGAUCAACCUGGCGAACAAUUCUCAAUGGCUGAAUUUAAAAUAAGAAAUGCACAGGAGAAGUUCAUAUUGAAACAAGAAGGUGAUGAAAUGGAUCAGAAAGUACGAAAAGCGGAAUCGGAAAUUGUGGCCAUGGAAAAUACUCUAAAAAUUGUUAACCAGACGAAUGCCGCGUACAAACAUAGUUUACAAGCUGUGGAUAAUGACGAAGAAGCAAUAAAAACAAUGAAAGAAUUGGAGCGACGUGUUAGAGAUGGCUAUGUUGUUUUACGAGAAAGAAAGAAACAACUUAUUGAACAGCAAACAGAAAUAUCGCAACUUGAAAAACGUAUUGAGGAACUAAAUAAUUUAAAGACAUCAGAACAAGAGACUUUGGACAGAACGGAAACAGAAUUUGACAAGAUUAUUUCGGAUGAGGAAGACAGGGCAAUGAAAAUCAACCGGGCCGACAGGCAUAUAUCGACAAGUAAAAAAAGUAUAAAGGAAUCCCAUAUGGAAAAAUACGAUAAAGAUUUGUACAUAAAACAAAUGCAAGAGUCCAAUAAGUAUGUGCUUCAAAGACUAUCCGAAUUUGUAAAUGAUUUUAAAGAGACGUCUCCUGUGGUUCAACGUUACAUGUCAGAAUAUAAAUUAACAUUGCCUAGAAUACGAACAAGUUUCGGUUCAUCUGUUAGCUCAGAUUCCGUUCGUUCGAUCUCGUCUGGAUCAAGCAUUAAACCGAGCCACUACAGUCCAAGUCUCUGCAACGUAACCAGCGUCGAAAUAAAGUUCGAUGACAGCGAAAGAAAACUGAUCAAGAGACCAUCUUCAAUUUUAAAAGAGAAACGUAUGUCACUUUUUGAUUAAUUUGUUUCUCAUACGAUAUUUUACAUUAUUAACCGAUAUGCAACACUUUUUAACUAUAUAUACUAUUGCUUGUACAAUUAAAUUAUUUGGAUUUUUUAAAGAUAAAUUAAGCCAUACCUUGCAUGAAUUUUCCCAGCCACUCAAAUCACAUUAACAAA
This is a messenger RNA of Nicrophorus vespilloides, 2997 nucleotides long. Its product is annotated as coiled-coil domain-containing protein 39-like. Lineage: Eukaryota; Metazoa; Arthropoda; Insecta; Coleoptera; Silphidae. Gene Ontology annotation, biological process: inner dynein arm assembly; cilium movement; cilium-dependent cell motility. The coding region runs from base 23 to 2839 and encodes 938 amino acids. The record is from RefSeq and is a predicted model, not a curated record. The transcript has 9 exons. Gene Ontology annotation, cellular component: axoneme.